This is a messenger RNA of Penaeus chinensis, 5028 nucleotides long. Its product is annotated as supervillin-like. Gene Ontology annotation, biological process: actin filament severing; barbed-end actin filament capping; actin polymerization or depolymerization. The record is from RefSeq and is a predicted model, not a curated record. NCBI's taxonomy places the organism in Eukaryota, Metazoa, Arthropoda, Malacostraca, Decapoda, Penaeidae. Gene Ontology annotation, molecular function: phosphatidylinositol-4,5-bisphosphate binding; actin filament binding. Gene Ontology annotation, cellular component: actin cytoskeleton; cytoplasm.
UUCUUAAUAAAUCCAGCCCUCUUAGUGCAAGGAAGGAUUUCAGGCGCAGUAUCUCAACUCCCAAUGACAGGGACAAGAAAGCUGAAGCAGUUGAAGGUCCUAGUGUAGCAGUCCCUCGUGCUGAUGAUGAAGAUUUCAUGGCCUUCUUCAGCAAGUCAUCAGCAACAGAGACCGUACAGUCACCCGAAGAUGGUGUGCCGAGUCUUGGAGAUGCAGACUUCGACCUUAUAUCAGAAACCGCAUCUCAGCUUGUCGUGAAGCGCCGUAGUGUUCGGGUGACGAGACGGCAAGCCACUUCCAGGAAUCCACUUAAGGCCUUGGCUGCCCGAGAGGAUAUCAAGUCGGAGUACACAGAGGUCAAGUUGGGCGUUGGUGAGAAGGAACUGAAGAGGAUGAAGGUGGAAGAACUGUCGAAAGGAUCCUCAUUAGCAGUAGAGGCACUUGCUGGACUGGCAUCAAAGGAGAACUUUUCUGCUGUGGCCCUAAAGAAGGUGGAGAACAAUCCUGUGGUACGAGAGAUGGCCCCAUACACGUCGCUUAUGUUGCUACAAGUCAAGGGCCGACGUCAUGCUCAAACUAGAUUAGUGAAGCCUUCUGUGUCAUGUGUUAAUCAGGGAGAUGAUUUUAUCCUUAUAACACCCACAGAUGUUUUCCACUAUAAAGGAGAAUUUGCUAAUGUGAUAGAGAGAGCCAAAGCCUCAGAAAUUGCCCAGUAUAUAGUCCAGAAGAAGGACAUGGGAAUAGGUUCUGCUGUUCGGAAUGUGAUAGAGCUUGACGAAAAUUCACCUGGUGGCAGGAAGGCCAAAUUCUGGAGACUGCUUGGUGGAGAUGAAACAAGUUCAGGGCUGUUAUGUGGCACGCCGGAUGAGGAUGAAUUAAUUGAAGCAUCCUUGGUGGCUGCAAAUAAAGUUUAUGAGGUACAGGAAGACUCACUGGUUCCAAUUGCUGACUCUUGGGGCCAGAUGCCAAAGAUAGAGAUCUUGCAAUCAGAUAAGGUGCUAGUGUUUGACUUCGGUCCAGAGCUGUACAUUUGGGCAGGAAAACGUGCUUGUGGAGAUGAGCGAAAGGUUGGGCUGGCUCUCGGAAGGGAACUGUGGGAAGAAGAAUAUGAUUAUUCUGAAUGUGAUAUUAACCCCAUAACACCGAUGGUACCUCUCUCUCAGGCUGCACUCAAAGGUAUACGACCAGAGUGGGGUCUUUGUGCCAAGCUUACAGAGAACGUUGAAACUAUCGUCUUCAAAGAAAAGUUUAUCGAUUGGCCUGACUUAGCCCAACAGUCCCGCAUCAAGGAGGUCAAGAAAGAUAUGGAUCGCCACGUAGCGCCAGUAUGUGAAUUGCAGCCGUGUGAUGCACGGGUGAUGCUAGAGGAGCUUCCACCUGAGCCUGAUCUGGUGCUGGAGAUGAGUCACUUGGGACGCGGUGUGGAAUACUACGACGAGGAGGAGCGUCGCCUUCUGAACAUCUCGACAAAUGAUUACAAGAUCUGGCAUGUGUCAGAAUACGGCAAAGUGCUCAUGGAUGAGAAAGCCCGCUAUCAUCUGCAUGAAGGGGACACAUAUGUUGUCCGCUGGUAUUACUUGAUCACAGCAACUGGUAGGACUCUCAAGGGUGAGCCAUCCAAGCACAACGUGACUGGCAGAUCACGUGUGGCUUACUUUUUCUGGCAGGGCAAAGACAGCUCUGUAUCAGAUAAGGGUGUUUCAGCUCUCAUGACAGUAGAAUUAGAUGAAGAGCGUGGACCUCAUGUUAGAGUCUCCAUGAACUCUGAGCCACCAGCCUUCCUUAACCUCUUCCAAGGAGGCCUCAUCAUACACAGAGGUCGACGUGAUGAGGAACAGAAUAAUCAGAAUUGGAAGUUGUUCAUCGUCAGGGGAGAUUUGGAGAAUGAAGGCCAUCUUGUGGAAGUAGAAGUGAAUUCCAGCUUUUUACGAUCAAGAGGUUGUGUGGUUCUUCUCAACACCAAGACAGGCAUCAUCCAUAUUUGGCAUGGUGCUAAGGCACUAAGGCAUACACGAAAGGUUGGUAGUAUAACAGCACAGAAGGUCGUAGAGACUUCUGACAGUGAGAUGGGAUGGACUCCAGGUAUCACAAAGAAACUCAAAGAACAGUUUGAAGGUGCCGAGUCUCGAGACUUUUGGGAAGGAUUUGGAGGUUCCUCGGCUAAAAAUAAGCAUUUCUCCCUCUUGGAGGAUGAACACUCCUAUGACUGGACUCCUCGAGUAUGGCACAUGGUAGCAACACAUGAUUCCUUCCAAGCUAAUGAGGUUAUAUGCUCAUACCGGGCUACAGCAGUCCCUAACCCUUUGCCAGUUCUACAAUCUGACCUUUACUCAGUGGCCCAGCCAGCCUUAUUUGUGGUUGAUGGAGGACACAGAGUGUGGGUGUGGCAAGGAUGGUGGCCUGAUGAGUCAGUUGAGGGUCAGGACUCUAACACAACUGGCUCUGCAGUUUUGCGGUUUAACUUUGCACGUCGAGCUGCACUUGAAACAACCCUGAAUUAUUGUAAGCUUAAGGCAAAGGCACAAGCCAAGGCCUUGGCUGCAAAGAGUUACAAAAAGAUUGAGGUUGAGGUGGAUGUAGUGGAGCCACAGUUGGUGGUUGCAGGGAUGGAGCCAUUAGAGUUCACCAAUAUUUUCCCUACGUGGACACCCAGACCUGAUGUGACUGCCAUUCAGGAGAAGGAGGGUCGGUGGAAUGAUGGCGGUCAGCACUCAGUGUCUGACAUCUUGGCCCAGCUCUCUCGCACCAACUACUCUUUAGCUGAGCUGACUACCAAGCCUCUGCCUGAUGGUGCUGAUCCCUUACAUCUGGAAGUUUAUCUUAGUAAUGAGGAAUUUGCUGAGGCACUUGGUAUGAGCCGGGACGAGUUUUACAGUCUUCAGAGCUGGAAACAAACUGAUAUUAAGAAAAAAGCUAACCUCUUCUAAGAAUGCUGUAUUAAAAAAAUGCCAUAUAUGUCUAGCAUUCUGGGUUAAUGCUCAUAAGUGAAUCUCAGAUUUUGAUUUUCUUUUUCAAGAAGUAGUCAUUUUAGUGAUUGAAUAUGGAAGAUAAAAAAAAAUGCUGAUAUGUUCAUAAUGAUUCAUCCUGAAUUGCCAGUAAAAGUAUGUUAGUCAAUACAGUAUAUAUAUUUUUAUCAUACAAUAGAGAAAUUAUUUGUUGUAUAUAAAAUUGUGUAUAAAGAAAAUCUGAUGCUCUUCAAUACAUCUCAAUAUGGUAAGGUGCUUUAAAUCUUCUAUGUGGUGUGACAAGGUGUGAAAUUUUUGCUAUUAUACCAUUCUGCUGUUCUUCCAUAUCAGUUACAAAAUAGCAUUAACUUUAUUUCUCUAUUUUGUGGAAAUGUUAUCAACACAAGCUGUGAGAUAGUCAAGAGGUCUAAGUCACAUUAGGCAUCUUCUUUGACUAGUGACAUUUGUAUUCAUUGGGAGUUUGGUGAGGGAGAAACAGGGUUCUUGGCUAAAAUGCCUCAUCCAUCCCUGCCUUUCCUGCUUCUUUCAUCUGCGGCGAUUGCUCUAUGUGCCUUUCCACAUGCUAACAUGUAUUUGUCUGCCAAAUUUUAGUGUCUUCUAAACAUUACAAUGUAGGAGCCCUGGAAACAGUCCAGUGCCACACCUACUUUCUAGAUAUCUCCAAGCAGCAGCCAUAUCCAGAAAUGGUCUGGCUUAUCCAUGCUUUGCCAGCCACAGCUAAGGGUGUCCUGGUAGAAUAUCAGUCCACCAGAUAUUAGUUUAAAGAUGCACAAGUCUUAGAUAUGGCAUUUUAAUCACUCUUGUGUUGCGUGACGUGAUGUUUGUGCCUUGUUCUUACCUUGGCUCUUCUUAGUGAAAGUUCCACAUGACUGCUGUGUGUUAGUCAAACCAACAUGAGUCUAGUCCCAGUCCUGGUUUAUGAGGGGUAUCGGGGUUGUGGGUCCCAAUUCUAGUAACAAAAAGUGGAAAAAGCAGUCUUGAAUGUGUCAUUUAGGCAUUUUGUACUUACAAGUACUUUUGAAAAAUAAAUCUAAAGGAAAUACAAACAGCAAGCAUUGAAUUGGGAAUUUGGAUCUUGGUGAACAAGGUAUGGAGAUGAGCGCGCCUCGACCUCCUUACAAGUCUUCGGUAAAUGAAAAGAUUCAUACCUGUAGUAUCCAUAGGCCAAUGGUGGGUUACUGUAUAUAAUGGAUGCAUUUGUAUCAUCUAUUUUAUGCUGAUCUUAAUGGAUAUUUCCAGUGUCUAUGCUAAUGCAACUAAUUAUACAAUGAUCAUGUAAAUACAAGGAGCCUCUUUUGUAAUUUUGCUACUUUAUGACGUGUACAGACUGUAUCCCAUUUAAGUGCCAGAUAUGAGUGGAUCUUCUGGCACAGUUAAGCUUAUAGAAACUUGUAACGUUAGGUUAGUGAUUCUCAUGUGUGCAACUUGAUAGCUUGGUUUUGUGAUAUCUUUUCAUUGUGAAUAAAACCAAGUGAGAAAAUUGUUUUUCACUCUCAGUUCAACUGACCUUAAAAUUUUGGUUAAAUUGGAGGUCUUAGCUUUAUAUGCAGUGAUUUAAACUUACUGGUCUUGAAUAUUGUAUAGUGAUUCUGUUUAUUUAAUAUUUCUGUUAUAGAGAAAUUAUUAUAUAGUAGCUGUUCCUUUCCCUAUUUUGUAACACUUGAUUCUCACAUGACUGCAUCAAGCCAAAUUCCCAUUGGCAGUCAUUACGUCAGUUUGUUUUUCUUAUCAUUUGAGGGAGUACUUAAUUUAUCUUCAUCUAAAGUUAACAUUUAGGGGUCCAAAUCUUAUAUGUUAAUGCUUCUCAGCAGGACUUGUGCAUGGAAUUAGAUUUUUUUUUCUUGAAAUAUAUCCCUCAAGGUCUGUUUAAUGAUCAGCCAAUUAACCCUUACACACAUUACAGACUGUACUGGCCGUGCAGCGUAGUUGUGACCCAACAUAAUAUUAUCUUAGCACAGCCGUUUUUGUAAUUAAUUUACCAUAUUUCUUCUUUAAUCAUAUUUGAAAUGUAAAUAGAAUAUCUCAAUGUAAUUUAUGCUAAAUACACAUGUCUUUCCAUUUA